Mollisia scopiformis is the source of this 818-nucleotide messenger RNA. RefSeq names its product cytidine deaminase. Gene Ontology annotation, cellular component: cytosol. The coding region runs from base 133 to 630 and encodes 165 amino acids. The record is from RefSeq and is a predicted model, not a curated record. Gene Ontology annotation, molecular function: zinc ion binding; cytidine deaminase activity. The transcript has 3 exons. Lineage: Eukaryota; Fungi; Ascomycota; Leotiomycetes; Helotiales; Mollisiaceae.
UCCAUAGAGGAGAAAUAUUAAAUUGUUGUCCAGAACGUCGUUCCUUCCUAAUACGGGAUACUCCGGCCACUAAAUCCGUCAUAUUUGUGUCUCUCUCGACGUAUUUCUACCACUCUCCCUCCCACCUACAGUAUGUCCACCUCCAUACUCUCUUCCACCGACGAAGCGCACGUCUCUCAGACCUGCAAAGCCUACUCUCUUGAGUCGACCCAGUUCCACGCACUCCACUCACGCAGCGCAGGUGCCAAAGCUACUGCAUACUGCCCCUACUCUCAAUUCCGCGUCGGGGCCUCGAUUCUCACAGACGACGGCCAAUAUAUCGAUGGCGCGAAUGUAGAGAAUGCCUCAUAUCCAGUUGGAACAUGUGCUGAGCGAGUGGCGUUUGGGAAAGCUAUAACGGAGGGGCACAAGAAGUUCAAGGCGAUUGCAGUCGCAACAGACAUCAGCCCGCCAGCCAGCCCAUGCGGGAUGUGUAGGCAGUUUAUCCGCGAGUUCUGCGAGCUUCAGACUCCUAUCAUCAUGUUUGAUAAAGAUGGCAAUUUUGUGGUCAUGAGACUGGAGCAGUUGCUUCCACUCUCAUUCGGUCCAGAAGCACUCCCACGUCCAGGAUCGCUGCCAGCGCGAGGCUGAUAUUCAUAUCUGCUAUGAUUUACAUGUGAAAUGGGGCUAUACAGGUGGGCAUAUGGAAUUUAUCCGGCGUACAGAGAGGCUAUGAGCGAUCAGAUCUUAUUGGGGGAACGGGGAGGGUUUCAUAGAGGUGCAUUUCCACCCUGCAUUAAGACCACCAUUUGACGAAUCAACGACUAUCUUUACCAUCC